Molecule: messenger RNA, 964 nt
Organism: Sinocyclocheilus anshuiensis
Lineage: Eukaryota; Metazoa; Chordata; Actinopteri; Cypriniformes; Cyprinidae
Product: prostate stem cell antigen-like
Exons: 3
Coding region: 93-470 (125 amino acids)
Source: RefSeq, a predicted model, not a curated record
CAGCCAUCUAGUGUGCUGCAGUCCAAAGACCCGUUCAUUUUAGAAGAGCUUCUCUGCUGUCAGAAUUCAGUUCUGCUGAACACCUUGUCAACAUGAUGAUCAGAAUUGUGCUUGGAGUCAUUGCAGCGAUUGGAUUCCUCACUCUCAGUGAAGCCCUGACGUGUAAUUCAUGUAAAGUGGGCAUUUUAGGCAAAUGUUUAUUGAGCUCCCAAGUGUCCUGUGCUGCCUCCGAGCUCAACUGCUUCACUGCAAAAGCAGAGUUCAAUGUGACUGGGUUUCUGAGUCUGUCCUCAAGUGGCUGCACAUCUGAUUGCAACAACACCGCCGGGACCGUCCUGGGAGCGGGAUACACCGUGACCAAAACCUGCUGCGCCACAGAUCUGUGCAACGGAGCAAGUGCUGCGCAGCUGUCCAUGGCUGGGGCUCUCAGCGCCGCACUACUGGCCUCUGUCUGCAGUUUCAUGCUGUAGAUGUUACACCUCCUUGUCUGCACACUGUUAUGUUCACAAUACCUCCUUGAAUCGGAAUCAGUGAAGAUAUAAUCUAGAAUGCAUAGAUCCCAUAACUUACUGUAACUUUAAAUGUUUACUCCACUGUUUUUACUUUUCUCAUUGCUAAUAUGCAGUAAUAAUUUUUUUAAAUAAUCAUUUAUAUACAAUGCAAAACAUAUUUAAAAUUACAACAGUUUAGCUGAUGUCAUUUUUAAUAAAAACCUACAUUUGGAUGUACUCUUUGGAAUGAGGUGAUGAUAUAUUUGAGGUGGGGCUGAAUAAACAGAAACAUCACAGCAAUGACUCUGGGUUAGGUACUAGCUUUGGGAUUUUUGAUUUUUUGAUAUUGAUUUUACAUAUCUAGUAAAUGAUAACAGAGUUGUAAUUUUUGGGUGAACUAUCCCUUGACUUUAUAUUUAUUCUAGCACAUUGUAACAUUAGAUUAAUAAACAUGGUAAAAAAAAAACUGUAAA